This is a messenger RNA of Tachysurus vachellii, 2431 nucleotides long. RefSeq names its product SAM pointed domain-containing Ets transcription factor. Gene Ontology annotation, biological process: regulation of transcription by RNA polymerase II; cell differentiation. Gene Ontology annotation, cellular component: nucleus. NCBI's taxonomy places the organism in Eukaryota, Metazoa, Chordata, Actinopteri, Siluriformes, Bagridae. The transcript has 6 exons. The record is from RefSeq and is a predicted model, not a curated record. The coding region runs from base 376 to 1395 and encodes 339 amino acids. Gene Ontology annotation, molecular function: sequence-specific DNA binding; DNA-binding transcription factor activity, RNA polymerase II-specific.
GAGCAGGCAUUCCUGCACACAGGACUUGAGAGCUUGUCUACACACCCACAUCAGGUAUACACACAUGCACACACGGCCAAGGAAAGUUUAACACCAUCAGUGUUAGUAGUGAUGUGGCGGUGCGUGCCUGGAGACAGUAUUGCUGCGGGAUCUCCAACAUCUUACUAUUUAAACAACCUGAGAACACAUCACACAUUCAGAAAGACUUUAGAAGAUAUGACAGCCAAACUGAAUACUAGUUUCUGUUAGUUCAAGACAGCAGCAGAAACCAAAAAAAAAGUUUUUUCUUGACGGCAUCAGUGGACAUUGACCCAAAAGACGAAGAAAUCCCUCCUGGUGCUUCCUCAGACAGUCACUACAUCUGCACAGGAGGUCAUGGCUAGCCCAGUGCGGGUCCCCCCAGACACUGCCUUGCUCCAGACAGCACGCACUUUCUCCAGUUUGUCCGAAAACUCUUUGGCUGUUCUGAAAACAGAAGAUGGGACAGUGGAGACUCUGGAGCUGGUGGACAAUAAGCCACGACUGGACAGUACUGAUCGUGCCCUUCCAGGACUCUACCUGUCCUGUUUUGACAUGCUGUUCACUGAAGAUGCCACAUGGUUGGUGAGAGUGGCGGACUCCUCUGCAUCAGUUGCUAGUGGACAUAAUCCGGGACCAUGUCCAGAGCCAGAACAGUGCCCUGUGAUUGACAGUCCUGGAUUAGGGACUGAGCCACUGUCCCCUGGUCUUGAAGAGCAGGUGGAGGAGAGAUCUUUGGAACAAGUACAGAGCCUUGUGGUGGGAGAAGUGCUAAAGGACAUUGAAACAGCCUGUAAGCUGCUGAACAUCACACCAGAUCCGGUGGAGUGGAGUAGUGGAAAUGUUCAGAAGUGGCUGUUGUGGACAGAGCACCUAUAUCGACUCCCUCAGGUGGGCAAAGCAUUUCAGGAUCUGAAUGGAAAAGACUUGUGUGCCAUGACUGAGGAAGACUUUCGGCAGCGUUGUCCACAGUGUGGUGACACACUCCACGCUCAUCUAGAUAUAUGGAAAUCAGCUGCCUGGAUGAAAGAGAGAUGUUCAUUAGGAGAGUGCAGAAUCACAGAGAGAGAGGAAUUGUGGUCAGAAGCUGAUUCUUCUUGCUCCGGUCAGCCAAUCCAUUUGUGGCAGUUUCUCAAAGAGCUCUUGCUUAAACCACACAGCUAUGGGCGCUGCAUCCGCUGGCUCAAUAAAGAGAAAGGUAUUUUCAAAAUUGAAGAUUCUGCUCAUGUAGCACGACUCUGGGGUCUGAGGAAGAACCGGCCAGCAAUGAACUACGACAAGCUUAGCCGCUCCAUAAGGCAGUACUACAAGAAGGGAAUCAUUCGCAAACCAGAUGUGUCUCAGAGACUGGUCUAUCAGUUUGUCCACCCAGUAUAAGUCCAACAACAGUCCAACAAAUACAAGAUGACAGAUUGUUUGCUAUGCACUGACAAACUGCCUAAGAACUAGAGUCUAUGUGCUCUAGUCCUUUUCUGUGUUUAACUCAUGUUUUGGUCUGGACUCUGUGUUGAGUGGAUUAAAUAAUGCUUUAGUCCAAGUGCCAUUGUGGAAUGAAAUGUGACCACUUUUACAUGAAGAAUCUGGUUCUAAUCUCAAUAAAACAUUUUACAUAAGACAUUUUAUGACUAUAUACUGUAGGUCACAUAAAAUUCUUGGCUAUCCGCAGUGUCUGCCUGUCUCCAUCUAUCAGUUAGCUUAUUAGCAAAGAAGAACUUAAGCAAUAACCUAGAAUCAUUUUUUUAGGCACUUACUAAAUGUGGAAACAGGUUUAAAACAUAAAAUUUGCUUUUAUUUCUUUUUUAUUGUAAAUUAUUUCUUUAGUUCGAACACUGACAUUCAUCAAACACUUGUUCUUCUCUGACAGCUUUCAUAGCACUAUGUCAAUGCUUGCAAAUUAUGUUUGAGCAAACCUCCACUCCCUGUGCGAAUAAGUAGCCAACUCAGGCACAUGUUUGGGUUUGGUCCUGGCCUUCGCCCAACUCAGCUCUUUUUUUUUUUUAAGGCCUAAUCACACAGCAAACUUAACCCUUAAAUUAUACAAAUUAAAAUUAACCCUCCCUUAAGGCAUCAACAGUAAAGAAAGUCUUCACCUCAAUGAGCUUCCAUAAAUGGUCAUCCUCCAUUGGAAGCUCAUCUUGUGCUCUCUCUGAUGAGCUGCAAAAGGCAAACUUGCUAGCUAAUGACUAUUGUUAAUAGUGACAUGUUCUUAGAAAAGGUCUUAUAAGAAUGUUCUUUUCAAGUUAAUAGUUAGGUAAAUGGUUAAUGUUUUAAGGAACUGUAAUGAAUUAAUGUAAGUGUAAGUGCAUGUGUGGGUCUGUGCUUUUACUUUUUCACUGGAUUUCUUUUAUGCAGUGUCUGCCAUUGUUAAUUAUAUAAUGAUUUGUUAAUACAUUGACAUAAAAACUUUCUGUUA